AUGCCAUCUCCUCCAAAGCCUUGGGAGCGUGCUGGCGUUGCAAAUACGGCAAAUAAUGCAUCUGCAAUAACUACAGCAGCGCCAAAUGUUGCCCCCUCGGUCGCAUCGUCAUCGACCGUCGUUGAAAACCCCACAGCGGGGACCGCACCCGCCGUUCCAGCCCGUCCAGCAUCGCUGACAACACCUGUAUCGACUAGUCUAGCCUCUAGUAGUGCAUUGACGAGCGCUGGGGCAUACGGGAGCAUGUACUCGUCGCCUUACAACCGAUUUGGGAACACCUACUCACCUUUUGGAACGGGCUAUGGAGGCUACGGAGGAUACGGGGGAAUGUACUCUUCGCCAUAUAGCACCUAUGGAUCUCCAUAUGGAGGCUAUGGCUAUGGAGGGAUGCCCGGGAUGAUGCCAGGGAUGCCCGGAAUGGAUCCCUCACAGUCGCUGACGGCUCAACUCUCCAACACGACCGCACAGACGUUCAAUCUCCUUCACAGCAUCGUCCAGACGUUUGGAGGAUUCGCGCAAAUGCUCGACUCGACGUUUAUGGCGACACACUCUUCCUUUUUCGCCAUGGUCGGCGUGAUUGACCAGUUUGCGGCAUUACGCGACGUUCUAGGCCAAGUGCUUGGUGUAUUUGGUCUCGUUCGAUGGGUCAAGGGUGUACUGUCCGGCGAGGGUGUCGUCCCACGAGGAGCGUUGAGUCAAGAAUUUGAGGCGUUUGUCAACCAACAGCCUGGAGGAUCCAAGGGUCAACCGAAACCAUCCAAAAAACCCAUUAUCGUCUUCUUCCUUGCCAUUUUCGGCAUCCCGUAUCUCAUGCACAAACUCAUCAAGCGGCUCUCCGAACGCCCACCCGUCCUCCCCGAUGGCACCCUUCUCUCCCAACAACAACUCUCCCUCACACAGCCAGGCGCUACGCUUGACCCGUCAAAACUUACAUUUGCCCAUGCAUUGUACGAAUUCAACACCUCUUCCCCACAAGAGCUCGCGCUAAAGAAGGGAGACAUUGUCGCCAUCCUCUUGAUGACCGAUCCAGUUACGGGUAGUCUGGAGACGGAGUGGUGGCGAGGACGGACAAGAGAUGGACGCGAGGGUUGGUUCCCGCGAAAGUUUGUCGAGAUUAUUGUCCGCAAGGGCCAGGAGUCGCCCUCUGGAACAGAGGCCAAAAAAGUGGAUUGA
This is a messenger RNA of Serendipita indica DSM 11827, 1173 nucleotides long. NCBI's taxonomy places the organism in Eukaryota, Fungi, Basidiomycota, Agaricomycetes, Sebacinales, Serendipitaceae. The record is from the annotation of a GenBank genome assembly.